This is a messenger RNA of Vitrella brassicaformis, 2491 nucleotides long. Lineage: Eukaryota; Vitrellaceae. The record is from the annotation of a GenBank genome assembly.
CGCUCGCUUUGCGAAAGCAUCCCAUGCAACGUGCCCACCCACGUCACGUCCACUAUCUCUCUCCACAUCACAUCACACGGACUGAGCAGCCACAGCUUCUUGUCCGCUCUCCACACUGGUGCUGCCGGUGCUCAGCAGCCAUUCUCUCAGCUUGCCUAUCCUAUCAUCGAGACACACACACGGCACGCCCUCCUUCACAGCAAGACUCAACAGACGCACCUGCACACACACACACACGAGGCCGAUCACUCCUCAACUUGUGUGUGGUGUGCAUUCAUUCAGUGCUCACUGCACUGACCUGCUGGCCCACGUCCGGCCCGCUCAUGCGUCCCGUGAGUGCCAGCCUUAUCGGGUGGAACAGCCGCUUCCCUUUGCGGCCCAGCGACUUGCCCACAUUCUUCACCCACCCCUUCCACGCACUCUCGAACUCAGCCCCGUCUCUGCCAUCGCCAGUCGGCAGCGCCCCACUGUCGUGUGCCUCAACAACAGCUCUCGCCACAUCCACAAAGCCGUCCUCCAACAGCUCACUCGCCUCCCCAGAUGAGAUGGUGUCAUCGAGUGGGUGCUCGAGCAGCGCGCUGACGAGCCCCGGUGCCUCGUGAGCGAGCUGCAGCGGCUCCCUGACCAUGUCGACGGCGAGCUCCCUGAAGCCCCCUGUGCCCUCGUUGCCACCGAUGCCCGCCUUGUCGAGCUGCCGGCCGAGUUGCUCCAGGAUAAGGGCGGGGUCUUGUGCCUUGAGGUGUUGGCUGUUGACCCAAUUGAGCUUCUGUAGGUCGAACACGGCGCCCGAGGAGCCCACACGGUCAAGGGAGAAUGAGGAGACGAGUUCGUCCAUCGUGUAGAUCUCCCUGCAUGCCAUCCAUAGCAAGGCAUGAUGUGACUUGGGUUCAUUGGUCCUUCUGCAGUAAUUAAUUAUGCUCACUUUUCGGUGCCGGUGCCCUCGUUCCAGCCGAGUAAGGCCAGGUAGUUGUUGAGAGCUUGGGGAAGGUAGCCCUGCUCGCGGAACUGCCCCACCGAGGUGGCCCCAUGGCGCUUGCUGAGCUUGCUUCUGUCGGUCCCAAGGAUGAGCGAGCAGUGGGCGUACUCCGGCGCGGGGUACCCAAGCCCAUCCAGUAUGAGCAGCUGCCUGAGUGUGUUGCUGAGGUGCUCCUCCGCCCGAAUCACGUGGGUGAUCUCCAUCAGGGCGUCGUCGACAGCCACGCAGAAGUUGUAGACGGGCAUGCCCGACGACCGUAGGAUGAUGAAGUCACCCACGGCCGACCCAGCGUCCCAUGACACCUCACCGCGCACGUGGUCAUUCACCGUCACACGCUUGCCACUUGGCACCCUGAAACACCGACAGACACACAGACACAUACAGACAUGACAUACAGACAUUGGUCGCGUGUGGGUGACCGACCUGAAUCGGAUGGUAUAUGGGACGCCCUGCUCCUUCAUCUUGGCGAUCUCAUCUGGAUCGGCGUCGCGCCAUGUGCCGUCAUAGUGCGGCGGGCGGCCCUCCUCCUCGGCUCGCUGUCGCAUGGCCUCCAGCUCCUGGUCGGUGCAGAAACAUGGGUAGGCCAGCCCUGCCUGCACCAGACGAUCGGCCAUGUCCCUGUCGGCAGAUGGAAGGGCGAAAGGAGGGAGAGACUGGUGGUGAGAGGACCAUGUCCUUGUGUGUCUGGCUGCGUACUUGUAGAUGUGAGUGCGUUCGGACUGCCUGUAAGGCCCAUAUUUCGACUCGGUGCCGGGACCUUCGUUAGCCUCCAGACCGAGCCACCUGUCGUGUCGAACCAUCCACCCCACACGGCGCAUAUAUUAUCUAUCUGUGUGCCGUACCUGCAUGCAUCCACUCUACGCAAGCAGGCACGCACCAACCCUACCUGAGGUCUUCCAUGAUGCCGUUCUCCGACUCCCUUGUCGACCGUGCCGUGUCGGUGUCCUCCACCCUGAUGACAAACUUGCCCUUGGUCUGCUUCGCCAGCAGAUAGUUGUACAGGGCCGUGCGCGCGCCGCCCACAUGCAGUGAGCCCGUGGGUGAGGGCGCGAAGCGGACACGCACGGGACCAUCCACAGGCGUCUGCCAGACAGACCACGCAAGUAGUUUCUAUGAGUGUGAGUGCAUGCCUUGUUCAGUGGGUUGCUCACCUUCUUGGUGACGAUUGCAUCGCUCCCUGACGCCCUGAGGCUCUGCACACCGCAGCGUUGUGACCUCUGGCCACGCUGCCGCCUCCCAAAACACCGAUGGCUGCUCAGAUGAAAUGCAGACACGGCAUCGGCGAAGAAGCAGAUCACCACGGCAACGCUGACUGCAGCCGGCCAUGAUGUGUGGUGCUGCUGCCGUCUCCUGUGAUGAUCUGCACAGCUUGUGGGAGGUCCUGCUGAUGAAGAGGGACGAGAUGCUGCUGUCGCCGAGGUGGGAAUGUGUUGAUUGUGGCGAGAUGACAGCAUGGGCUGGGCGGUGCUCUGCUCCUCUGGUUGCUUGUCCUCCUCUGCCAUUUGCAGCUCAAAC